Pantherophis guttatus is the source of this 2177-nucleotide messenger RNA. RefSeq names its product stannin (gene SNN). Lineage: Eukaryota; Metazoa; Chordata; Lepidosauria; Squamata; Colubridae. The record is from RefSeq and is a predicted model, not a curated record. Gene Ontology annotation, cellular component: mitochondrial outer membrane.
CAGGCGGCGGCCGGCAGUGCGGGCUCUCGGGGCUCCGGCAUGGGGGCUGCGCGGGGGCUGCGGCGCGCGAGGGGCCGGGCGACGACGACGACGACGGCCGGCAGCUCCAGCUCGACGCCUCCUCGGGCGGAAGCGCGGCCUCCCUGGCGCUGAGCCCCUUCCUCUGCCGAGGAGGCAGCUUCCACCGCGGAGGGCCCGGGGCCCCCUUGCAGCCGCUCGCCAUGUCCAUCAUGGAUCACAGCCCAACCACGGGGGUGGUGACCGUCAUCGUCAUCCUCAUCGCCAUUGCAGCCCUGGGCGCCCUGAUUCUGGGCUGCUGGUGCUACCUGCGCCUCCAGCGGAUCAGCCAGUCGGAGGACGAGGAGAGCAUCGUGGGCGAAGGCGAAACCAAGGAGCCCUUCCUCCUGGUCCAGUAUUCUGCGCGGGGACCUUGCACGGAGAGGAAGGCCAAGCUGAGCCCCAGUGGCCCCAAGGCGCACGGCUAGCGGGAUCCCACAGAUACUGUGAAGGACACGCAGGGCUGCGCUCACAGCCAUGCAUGCCAGAGGAAGAUGAUCCUCCUUGCUCCUGGCAUGAGGUCUGUUGCCGGCAAUGGACGGGGGUGGGGUGGGGGACAGACGGCGUGUGCUACUCAACCUGCUACUUGAAUUGCCCACUGAGCCCUGACAUAAUGUGAGCAGCUGCGGAGGGAGUGUGUGGGGAGCCUCUCCAGGAAGAAGCAACACGCAGGGUGUGAGCCACUUGGAGUUAGAGACACCGCCUGCGUGAGCCCUGCAGGGAUUUCUCCAUAACCAGGGUGUGUGUACGAUGUUGGAUUUGCAUCGCCUGUUCCAGGACAGAAGACCAGUGCUGGUAUCGGCAGCUGCAGCUGCAAAAUGCGGCUUCUGGACAGCCGUUUGUUGGUGUACUUUAAUAGGGGCUCCAAUGUCCAUGAGGGCCCGGCCAAUGCUGCCUGGUAAUGAUGGGAGCUGCAAUCCAAUGAUGGGAGCCUGCUCUCCCUGAAGUGAGGGGGGGUGUCUUGGGGGGAAUAGCCGUUUGAUUGCUGAAAGCAGCAGCAGCCCCCCACCCCCAGCCAGUGACGACCGCUUUCCUUUUGGGGUGCAGUCAGAAGGCUGCCGGGUGGCUGGAUUUGGGGCGUGUGCAGCAGAAGGGCAGAAAGGCCCUUGUGUAACCAGCCAUUUCUUUGCCUGUGGAUGCAGAGUUCGGUUUGGGGAGGGGGUUGUUGGUGUUCCUCAGAUGUACAGUUCCCAGUGAGUGUAUUUUUGUAGCUAAACCCGUCCCCUUCAAGGGGCUUCUGGGAAUACCCAGCCAAGCACCAGGGGAGAACGUCCCACCUCCCAGCAUCUUUGACCUUUCUUUCACUUAUUUCCACUUGUGCUUUUAUGGCCAAAGGGAGACCCUGAUACUUUGAGAAGAAGCCCCCCCUUCUUUCUUUGGCCUAAGCAAUAGACUUAGAGCCCCCCAUUUCAGCCCCUCUGACCAGCUGCUGAAACACAGUCAACGGGGCCUCUUGCACAGCUUUGCCUGGAGUUCCCCCUCCUGUUCACGGCUAGCAGUUUGGUGACCCCAUCUUGUUGCCCUCAACUGUGUAAAUGUUGCUUGCCACUGACCUCUCAUCAGCCCCCCCACACCCCCCAGGCUGUUUCAUUCUCCCAGAGCAGGGCAGGCAUGGCAGAGGCUCCCUCAGCCAGAAGGGGCAGAGCAGCUCUGUGCCAGGAACAGAGAACGAAGGGGUACCGUGGGGUGGAAGCCUUGCUCCCCCCACUCCUUAACUGUAUAAUUAACACUCCUGGAAGUUCUCUAAAGAAAAAUUUGAAGGUAACAUUUUGUGUUUGAAUAUUUUGUGUAAAUCUGGCACUGAUUUUGAGCCAAAAAAGGAAAAGCACUGAUGGGAUAAUCUUGGCUUGUUUGUGGGUAGGGAAGAGGGAAGGGAAAGAGAGGCCUCAUGUGGCCACCCUCCAAAUUGUUUAAUUUAGGUUAAACCGGUACAAAAUCUAUCAAAUUAGUGCAAUUUUAAAGUGCAAAGAACAAUCCCUGCAAUUUGACAAUUUCACAAAUCCAGAGCCAUGCCACUCUGGGUCCACGACUCAUCAAAAAAAAUACUCUCCCGUUUUUCUACUCCAGCAAAAGGAGGGAGGUUUUCUAGUGACACUUCAAUAAAGUUUGCAUAAAGGCUG